Nelumbo nucifera (sacred lotus) is the source of this 2086-nucleotide messenger RNA. RefSeq names its product heat shock factor protein HSF30-like. The record is from RefSeq and is a predicted model, not a curated record. Gene Ontology annotation, cellular component: nucleus. Lineage: Eukaryota; Viridiplantae; Streptophyta; Magnoliopsida; Proteales; Nelumbonaceae. Gene Ontology annotation, biological process: cellular response to heat; regulation of transcription by RNA polymerase II. Gene Ontology annotation, molecular function: DNA-binding transcription factor activity; RNA polymerase II cis-regulatory region sequence-specific DNA binding.
GAAGUUGUGAGACACUAAUCACUCUCUCCAGACCUAUCGCUUCCACCUCCAUCUCCCAAAAUUUAUGUAUUCACUCUCUCUCUCUCUGCUCCCAAGUCCCAAGUCCAACGAAUCGAGUCACGUCUGCCUUGGCAUAAAUUUCGCUUCUUCGUUCAAAUGGACUGAAAUUUUCAAGUCUCUCUCUCUCUCUCUCUCUCUCUCUCUCUCUCUUUCUUGUUGCUGGCUAUCCACCAUUUAAUUUCUUCAUCCACAGAAUUCGAAUUACAGAAGAAUAACCAAGAGACUACCAUGGAACGAGUAAUCAUUAAGGAAGAGGAAGUAACGGUGGUCGGUACUGCUUUGCCUCCGCUGCCCAUGGAGGGUUUGCACGACACCAGCCCUCCUCCAUUCUUGACCAAAACCUACGAUAUGAUCGAGGAUCCAUCAACUGGCUCCAUUGUCUCUUGGAGCAGAGCCCGCAAUAGCUUCAUUAUUUGGGAUUCCCAUAAGUUCUCCACCAACCUCCUUCCAAGAUACUUCAAGCACUGUAACUUCUCGAGCUUCAUUCGCCAGCUCACAUACGGUUUUAGAAAGGUUGAUCCAGAUAGAUGGGAGUUCGCGAAUGAAGGUUUUCUGGGAGGGCAGAAGCAUUUGUUGAAGAAUAUCAAGAGAAGAAGAAACGUCUCUCAGCACAUGCAACAACAAGUAGCAGGAGGACCUUGUCUCGAAUUGGGGCACUGUGGGUCGGAAGACGAAAUCGACAGAUUGAAGGGGGACUGGAACCUGUUAAUGGUGGAAAUCGUGAAUCUUGGACACCAACAACAAACGUCCAGGAAGCAACUCGUGAGAAUGGAAGAACAGCUGCAAGGUACAGAGAGGAAGCAACAACAAAUGAUGGUUUUCCUUGCCAGAGCUCUGAGAAACCCUCUUUUUGUGCAACAACUCAUCCAUCGGAACGAGCAGAAGAAAGAAAUGGGCGGAGUUGGGAGGAAAAGGAGACUGCCCCCCAGUCGAAGCACCGAAAAUUUUCCGGAGGAGAUAAUACCAAUACCAUCUGAGACUACCUGGUUUGUGGGGUACCCUAACCAAGGUCAGGAGGAAGUGCCAGAAACAGAGUCGGAUAUGGGGACGUUGUUUUCCGUGACUAUAGACAAUGAAGCUGCGAGCAGUCCUAUUCAGGACCCGAAAGCUGAUGCGAUCUCCAAAACAAAUGAACCAGAUUUGAGCUGUGUUGCUAACGAUAUAUCCUGGGCGGAAUUACUGGACGAGGAGUUGAUUGCGGGUGAUGGAGGGGAUGAAAUACAUCAAUCGGAAAUCGAUAUCCCAGUGGAGGAUUUGGUUGUUGAGACACCGGAUUGGGGUGAAGAUGUACAGGAUUUGGUGAAACAAAUGGGCUAUCUGGGGUCCAACAAAUAGUACAAGGAAGAGGAACAAAGCACUGGUUGUCUAGUUUUGGGUUGGACGUCGUCAACCUCUGCAUCUUCUCUCCGGCUUUCCGUUGUUGAUAGGGUAGAUAAGCGCAAAGUCCAUUAUCAUGUUGUGUAUGUACAUAGCAGCAGGGAGCCAGGCAAGGGUCUGAAGAUGCAGAGAGACAAAGAGAGGCGAUUCUCUUUCUUCUGUAUCCUUUAUUUUCUUUUGUACAUGGUGAUUUCAGUGUUACUUCGUGGUACAUUUCUUCUUGGUUUACGAUUAUGGUGUUGGGUGCUUUGGUUUGUUUUGUAGGUUGGAUGCACUGCAUCUACAAGAAGUUUGUUGAUGAAGAUACUAAAGAAGUUGAGAACACAACUUUUUGAGGGAGCAUUUUUCUACCCACAAUUGCAGAGUAGUGUUGCGGUUCCAGCUGCACAGUGGCAAUUAUGUUUUUUAAAGAUCAAUCUUCAAUGUAUGAACUAAGAAGCCAUGAAUAAGAUAAGCUUCUUACCCAAAAAGGAAUAAGAUAGGGUGGUAGUUGAUGUUACUGGUUUUACUCUUUUUUUUUUUUUUCAGAAGUUGGAGAUGUUUAGGAUCUUUUACUGGCUAUUUCUAAAGUUCUUUGAACCUUACAACCUGCCGAGUUAGUAGCAUGCAUUGAAUUAUAAAGGGAGGUGUCUGGCGAUUUGCUUGAUUA